Molecule: messenger RNA, 3256 nt
Organism: Portunus trituberculatus (swimming crab)
Lineage: Eukaryota; Metazoa; Arthropoda; Malacostraca; Decapoda; Portunidae
Product: GATA zinc finger domain-containing protein 14-like
Exons: 10
Coding region: 12-2864 (950 amino acids)
Cellular component (GO): nucleus
Molecular function (GO): zinc ion binding
Source: RefSeq, a predicted model, not a curated record
CUGACAAGAAGAUGCAACCAAAGAAGAAUCCGUCUACCACUGCUAAAAACAAAAUUAACCAACUACUUAAGAGUAAAGGUAACAAGAAGGUACUUUCUGAGUCAAAUAAAAAUGGAAAUAUAAAUCAUUCUCAGGAUGAAAAAGUCAGCAAGAAAAAGAAGAUACCUAAAAAUAAAAGUAAAAAGGAGAAUGUGUCGGCAGCAGUUAAAGGUACUAAAAAAAGUCAAUGUCAGCCACUCAAGGCAAGUAAGAAAAAGAUUUUCAGUACCAAGAAGAAAACUUUCUUGAGCGACAGUGGUACCAAGGCCAGCAGCGUAACAGAGAUGCCGUCAAAAACAAAGACGAAAGUCACAAAGAGUUCAUCAAGCUCAUCAUCCAAACACAAGACUAUGAAACAUGGACUAUAUAUUCAGAAGGAAGAAAAUAUAUAUGAGUCUGACACGGAUGAUUCAACAUCAGAUGUAGUAGUCAGCAAAGAUAAUUCUGAAAGCAUUUCACAAUCUCCAGUAUCUCAUGACUCCCCUAAGAGAUCUCCAGAUUUGACAUUAUCACCACAACCUUCUCCAAGUCCUAUUGCUGCUCAGGAAAAUGCACCCAAUAGAGAGAUAACACAUAAUAAAGCAAUUACCAGAAAAAACACUGAAAAAGUCACUGAUUCUUUGGACGGUAGCAGAUACAAUAGGGAAACUUCUAGAGAUGGAGCUGAAGAAACUACCAAUCUUUCAGAAACUGUUAAGGAGAGAGUCAUGCAGCUGCUGAACUCUAUGGAUGAAGACCUAUGGGUACAGUGUAAUGGAUGCUAUAAGUGGCGCAAGUUGAUACAAAUCACUGAUCCAGCUACACUUCCCGAUAAGUGGUACUGUACAAUGAUGCCUUUUCCUGGGAGGAAUACUUGUGAAGAACCAGAAGAGGAGUGGCAAGAAACAGAUGGCCAAUAUAUAUACUAUGACCGCCAGUUUGUUGUAGGUUCAGUGGUAUGGGCUCAGGUUCCUGGAAGCCCCUGGUGGCCGGCCAUGGUAGAUAUUGAUCCUGACUACAAGAGGUAUGAUUGGUUCAACCUUACAUGGACCCAUCCUACAUCAUACCAUGUAACAUUUUUUGGUGAUCCUGUGACACGAGCCUGGGUCACUUGCAGGAACAUCAAAAUCUUCAAGCAAAGUGAUACUUACAGGAAAUUCCUUGAUGAUAGGAAGAAGGACCCAAUUAGAGACCUCGUACUACGCAAGGCAGUGCAAGAGGCAUGUCAUGCCAUCUCCAUGGAAAUCCAGCGCCGCAGGAAGACCUAUACGUUUGUUGCCAGAUUUCCUAAUAGGAUUGGGAAGUCACCUGACAAUAGUCAUUCAGAAACUCAUAAUGAGAAGAGGUCAUCCAUCAAGAGUACUUUGACACAGUGGAAACAGCAGAAACAAGCAAAACCGUUACAUUCCACAGCAUCCACCAUUACUGGCCAGCCUAAUUCACCUAAGGUGAGAGAUACUAGUAUUGUGAGUGAUUAUAACAAGAAUGUACAAUCUGAAUCAUCCCACAAUAUUAUAAAUGCUAAAAAUACAGAUAUCAAAGAAAAAGAUUGUAGACGUGCAAGAAAAAAACAAAUUUCAGAUGAUAAACCCAAUAAAUGUAACUCCUCGGGGAAAAAAGUAAGAAAGAUUAAAGGUGUGAAUAGUACAAGCAAAGAGAUAACUUUCAAGAUGAAAUGUUGUAAUUUAGGCGACCAUAGUGCAGAUCAACAGGAUAGUGAUAGUUCCGAUAAUACUAGUGACAGGGCACAGAAUGAUGAUGAAUACUAUAUCACAAAAACGUCCAAUAGAAAUGAUGUGGAAAGUAGCCCUGGCAAUGAAAAAACUUUAGAAAGCGAUGAAAAUAUUGGUAACAAGUGUGCUAUUUCUCAAAAACAUUUCAUCAUUAAUGAAGCAAAAGGAACUAAAGGAAAUGGUUCAGAGAAAAGAAGCAAAAUCAGUUAUAAUGAAAAAGAAAAGCCUGAAAGCGGUCCAACCUUGAAGAGUAAAACCAGUCACAUGAUGUCACACGGAGAAUACGGUAGUUCGGAUGAAAAUGAGGAACAGUUUGAUUCUCCUACUUCUGAUUGUGUAGGAAGAAACCUCAAGGAAGAUGACUCACUUGAAGGAAAAAGUGACAAUAUGAGCUAUGAUGAGGACACAGGUGAUGACCAAAAUGAUACAGAUGAGAAAGAACAUAAUCAGAAUUCCCCUGAUACUGCAUGUGUUGACAAAAAAUAUAAUAAUGAAAGUAGUCCUGAAGAAUAUGACAAUGAAAUACGUCAUGAACAACUUCAAAAGGAAGGCAGCUGUAAAACACAGGCAUGUAAUAACAACUAUACUGCAAAUAAUGAGGAACAGGAUCAUAGUGAUUAUGAUCAGGAUGACAAUGAAGAUAAAUGUGAAGAAUUUGAGGAUAUGGAAUAUGAUUAUGAAAAAGAUAAUAAUAAUGAGAACCUAGAAAUUGGAAAAAAAUGUAUAUCACAGAAAAACUAUGAUGAUGAAGAGGGUGAUGAACAAUAUAAUGAGGAGAUUUAUGAGGAACAAGACAAUGAAGAUGAUUGUGAGUCACAAAAAGACUAUAAUAAUGACAGUGAUUAUGAACGGAAUCAUGAAGAGACUUAUGAAGGUAAUGACAGUAGAGGUCAUUGUGAAGUUCAGAAUUAUGAAGGUAAUGGUGAUGAUGACGAUGAAUAUGAGGAUGACUAUGAUGAACAAGAUAACACUGGAUAUGAAGAUAAUAAAGGAAAUACGGAGAAACAAAAACUCUUUAAAGAACAAGAUAACAAAGCGUGUGAAGACAGUGAAGAUGAGAAUUAUUACUUAGGGCAUUAUAAUCAAUGUUCUGACGAAGGUGAAAGUGACUGAAAAAAACCACUAAAAUGAAAAUACACUGAUGACAAGGAAUACAAUUGUGAAGAGCAAGGCAGACAAUAACAAUGAGCAAAGAGAAGCAAGAUACGUAUUUCCUUUGAAAAAUAUGACCAGCUAUGGAAAAAGCAUACAUUUGAAGAACAGAUAUUAAAGACUUGCAUAAAUGUUGCUACGAAAACUUUAAAUGAAUUGCUCUAAACAUUUACAAAUAAUUCAGUGAUAGUGGAAGGAAGGAAAUCAUUAUAAACCUUGUAAGAAGUAAGUCCUUAGAAAACACGAAGAUUUAUGAGGUCAGUGAUACGUUUAGAAUGAAGGAAGAUCAUUUUGUAUUUUCUAAGAACGAAGGCAGUGAAAAAGAUCAGUGUCACCUUUGAUCAAUAACAUGU